Messenger RNA from Atta colombica, 1158 nucleotides. It is a transcript of the gene Rab39, whose product is annotated as ras-related protein Rab-39B. The transcript is spliced from 3 exons. Gene Ontology annotation, molecular function: GTP binding; GTPase activity. Gene Ontology annotation, cellular component: Golgi membrane. The record is from RefSeq and is a predicted model, not a curated record. Gene Ontology annotation, biological process: Rab protein signal transduction. NCBI's taxonomy places the organism in Eukaryota, Metazoa, Arthropoda, Insecta, Hymenoptera, Formicidae. Bases 377 to 1033 code for a protein of 218 amino acids.
CGCGCUGACGGAGAUUUGUGCGCAGUAGCAAAAUACGCGCGCGAUCGAGUAGAGUGAGUAGUGAAGUAGCUAGUCUUGUGAGACGAACAGAGACGAAGUUGAGGUAACUUCGGCUUGGGUUACUCGGAUAUCAGCGACGCGCACGGUGGUCGCCUGGUCGCUCGCGUCGGAUGUUUCGAGUUCCAAUGAUUGAUACCACGAUCAGCUGUGUGCUACUCCAUGCUACUCUGUGCGCGCUCACGACAAGGCACACUGUGGCGAGGGAUGUGCGAGGUUUGCUGAAGAACAACGCAACUCGCUGCUGAUUCCGCGCGCGCGACGGAUUAUCGACGUGCGUGAAGGAGGCGUUUAUUUAUUUGGUACCAGUACCGCCAAGAUGGUAGAGCCUAUUUUCGAUUAUCAGUUUCGGCUGAUACUAAUCGGUGAUAGCACGGUUGGGAAAAGCUCUCUUCUCAAAUAUUUCACCGAUGGCAAGUUCGCGGAGCUUUCGGAUCCAACUGUUGGUGUGGAUUUUUUUGCACGCUUAAUAGAAGUCAAAGAUGGUACAAGGAUAAAGUUACAAUUAUGGGAUACAGCUGGUCAAGAGAGAUUUAGGUCAAUUACAAAAUCUUACUACAGAAACUCUGUAGGAGCGCUCCUUGUGUAUGACGUUUGUAAUAGAGCAAGUUUUGAGCAUAUUCCCCAAUGGAUGAUGGAGGCUCGCAGACAUAUCGAGCCUCAUCGCCCAGUUUUUGCUCUAGUAGGCUGUAAACUGGAUUUAGUAACUAAUGGUGGUAGACGAGAAGUAUCCAAGGAAGAAGCUAGAGCGUUUGCUGACGAGCACGGUGUACAUCAUAUUGAGACCAGUGCUAAAACUGGUGUAAAUGUUGAAGAAGCUUUUCGAACGGUUACGCAAGAAGUUUACAAUAGGAUACAAACCGGUGAAUACAAGGUAGAGGAUGGUUGGGAUGGCAUUAAAACUGGAUUUGCUAGGCCUGGUGGGUUAGAUUUUAAUCUAGUCGAGGCGGAGCCCGCGAAGAGCUCAUGUUGUUAGGUCUAUUUUGAUUUAGUUUUAGAAUGUCAAAAAAAUUUAAGAAUGCAGAUGGAAUAGUUAUUUCGGUAGAAUAUAUUAAAUAUAUAAUUUAAUUAAUUAAUGCGCAUAUAUAAGCAUAUUGUAAU